AAUAUGGAUACCAAAUCCAUUCUAGAAGAACUGCUUCUCAAAAGGUCACAGCAAAAGAAGAAAAUGUCACCCAAUAAUUACAAGGAGCGACUUUUUGUUUUAACUAAAACAAGCCUUUCCUACUACGAGUAUGACAAAAUGAAACGAGGAAGCAGAAAAGGAUCCAUAGAAAUUAAGAAAAUCAGAUGUGUGGAAAAAGUCAACCUAGAGGAGCAGACACCUGUGGAGAGACAGUACCCCUUUCAGAUUGUGUAUAAAGAUGGGCUUCUCUAUGUCUACGCAUCAAACGAAGAGAGCCGAAGUCAGUGGCUGAAAGCACUGCAAAAAGAGAUACGGGGCAACCCCCACCUGCUGAUCAAGUACCACAGUGGCUUCUUUGUGGACGGGAAGUUCCUGUGCUGCCAGCAGAGCUGCAAAGCAGCCCCGGGAUGCACUCUCUGGGAAGCAUAUGCUGAUCUGCACAUUGCAAUUAAUGAGGAGAAACACAGAGCCCCCACUUUCCCAGAGAGAGUACUGAAGAUUCCUCGGGCAGUUCCUGUUCUCAAAAUGGAUGCAUCAUCCUCAAAUACCACUCCAUCCCAAUAUGACAGCCACUCAAAGAAAAGUUAUGAUUCCCAGCCAACCAUCAACAUGCGCUAUAUUCCAAGGGAAGACUGCCCUGACUGGUGGCAAGUAAGAAAACUGAAAAGUGAGGAAGAUGUUGCCAGCAAUAACCAAGUGGAAAGAAAUAUUGUAUAUCACAACACCUCAAAGAUGUCAUGGGGAUUUCCUGAGUCAAGUUCAUCUGAAGAAGAGGAAAAUCUGGAUGAUUACGACUGGUUUGCUGGGAAUAUCUCCAGGUCACAAUCUGAGCAGUUACUGAGACAAAAGGGAAAAGAAGGAGCAUUUAUGGUUAGAAAUUCCAGCCAGAUAGGCAUGUACACGGUGUCCUUAUUUAGUAAGGCUGUGAAUGAUAAAAAAGGAACUGUCAAACAUUACCACGUGCAUACUAAUGCUGAAAAUAAAUUGUACCUGGCCGAAAACUACUGCUUUGAUUCCAUUCCAAAGCUCAUUCACUAUCACCAACACAAUUCAGCAGGCAUGAUCACACGGCUCCGCCACCCAGUGUCAACCAAGGCCAACAAGGUCCCGGUGUCUGUGGCUCUGGGAAGUGGAAUUUGGGAGCUGAAACGAGAAGAUAUUGCCUUGUUGAAGGAGCUGGGAAGUGGCCAGUUUGGAGUGGUCCAGCUGGGCAAGUGGAAGGGGCAGUAUGAUGUGGCUGUAAAGAUGAUCAAGGAGGGUGCCAUGUCAGAAGAUGAAUUCUUUCAGGAGGCUCAAACCAUGAUGAAACUCAGCCAUCCCAAGCUGGUUAAAUUCUAUGGAGUGUGUUCGAAGAAAUACCCCAUCUACAUAGUAACUGAGUAUAUAACCAACGGUUGCUUGCUUAAUUACCUGAAGAGUAAUGGGAAAGGACUAGAAACCUCCCAGCUCUUAGAAAUGUGCUAUGAUGUCUGUGAAGGCAUGGCCUUCUUGGAGAGUCACCAGUUCAUACAUCGGGAUUUGGCUGCUCGGAACUGUUUGGUGGACAGUGAUCUCUCUGUAAAAGUCUCAGACUUUGGAAUGACAAGAUAUGUUCUUGAUGACCAGUAUGUCAGUUCAGUAGGAACCAAGUUUCCAGUCAAGUGGUCGGCCCCAGAGGUGUUUCACUACUUCAAAUACAGCAGCAAGUCAGACGUAUGGGCAUUUGGGAUCCUGAUGUGGGAGGUGUUUAGUCUGGGGAAGCAGCCCUAUGACCUGUAUGAUAACUCUGAAGUGGUUGUGAAGGUCUCCCAGGGCCACAGACUCUACCGGCCCCAGCUGGCAUCAGACACCAUCUACCAGAUCAUGUACAGCUGCUGGCAUGAGCUUCCAGAAAAACGCCCCACAUUUCAGCAACUCCUAUCUGCCAUCGAACCACUUCGGGAACAAGACAAGCCAUGAAGAAAAACUUGGAAUAUUGAUGGGAAUGAAUCUAAAC
This is a messenger RNA of Cricetulus griseus (Chinese hamster), 1996 nucleotides long. NCBI's taxonomy places the organism in Eukaryota, Metazoa, Chordata, Mammalia, Rodentia, Cricetidae. The record is from RefSeq and is a predicted model, not a curated record.